Molecule: messenger RNA, 711 nt
Organism: Choloepus didactylus (southern two-toed sloth)
Lineage: Eukaryota; Metazoa; Chordata; Mammalia; Pilosa; Megalonychidae
Gene: BBLN
Product: chromosome 10 C9orf16 homolog
Exons: 2
Coding region: 154-405 (83 amino acids)
Source: RefSeq, a predicted model, not a curated record
GGCUCGGGCGGUGAGACCGCGUUCCGCCGCCACGUUCCGCCCUUCCGGCAAGGAGUUCCAUCUACUCCCUCCGCGUUCCGCCCCGCGCCGGCCGUCGGCGCGUCGGAGUCCGCGUUCCAUCGUCUUGCGGCCCUUGCGGCGCCGGACCCCGCAAUGUCGGGCCCCAACGGGGACCUGGGCGUGCCGGUGGAGGCGGGCGCGGAAGGCGAAGAUGACGGCUUUGGGGAAGCAGAAUACGCCGCCAUCAACUCCAUGUUGGACCAGAUCAACUCCUGUCUGGACCACUUGGAGGAGAAGAAUGACCACCUCCACGCCCGCCUCCAGGAGCUGCUCGAGUCCAACCGGCAGACGCGCCUUGAGUUCCAGCAGCAGCUUGGGGAGGCCUCCAGCGAUGCCAGCCCCUAGGUUCCGGGAACCCCUAACCAGGCCCAACCCUGCCUUCCUGGGCCAGGUCUGGCCCGGUCACUCACCACCUGACUUGGGUCCCCUCUUAAGGGCUGGCCUGCAGGUCCCCUGGUGGGUCUGCCUGUCUGAGCCAUCCUCUUGGCACUCCCCUUGGCCUACCUAGGUCAGCCACCACUGCCCGGCAACCCCUCCUGGGGUCAGGUGUGGGCCUACAACCCACCCACCUUGCCUGCCUAGCCAAUUCCAGGACACUCCUCCUCCACCUGAGCCUUGAGGGUCCACAUUAAACGGGUCUCUCCAACGCCA